ACGUCGGCCCACCCGGCGGGCGGCGGGCGCGGAGGAGCGGACGUCAAGGUGCCUCCCGAGCACUGACGCGGCGGCGCGGAGACGCAAGAUGGCUGCCCUGUAGGGUCCGCGGGAGGAGCCGGCUGCGACCGGACGCCGCGCGGCCGAGGACGGGACCCAGGCUGGCAAACAUUCAGCAGCGCACUCUCUCAAGACUGUUUACCUGCCUUUGCUCCUGUUGAGUGACCACGCUUGGAAGCGAGAGAUGGACUCGGCGGCAGCCGGCAGGACAUGAUCCCGGUGGAGCAGUGAGAGACAGAGCUGCUGAGUUCAUCCGGAGGCAGCCUGUGGAUGGCCCCGAGGUGAGCCUGAUGGAAGAGGACAGAACCAGCCAUGCUGAGGGCAACAGACUAAGUCCAUUCCUGAUACCAUCGCCUUCUCCCGUUUGCCAGACGGAACCGCUGGCUAGAAAGCUCCAGAAUGGAAGCCCAUUAACCGAGAGACCCCAACCGGAGGUAAAUGGAGAAACCAAGUGGCAGUCUUUCAGAAGUUGUUAUGGAGUAACCCACAUGAAGGGGACCCAGGCCAGCCGCGUGAGUCCUGACUUUAUUCAAGAAGGCAGAGGGUAUUCCAAGUGUCUGCAGAAUGGAGGAAUAAAACGCACGGUGAGCGAACCUUCUCUGUCUGGGCUCCAUCAGAACAAGAAGUUGAAACAAGAACAAAAGGCUAAUGGAGAAAGGCGUAACUUCGGGGAAAGUCAAGAAAGAACUCCUAGCGAAAGCAGCCAUCAACCAAAUGUCUCCGAUUUGAAUGAGAAAAGAGAAUCUGUGAGCUCUGUGACCCAAGAAAAGACAGUUAAAGAUCGCACGGGUUUUUCAACACAUAAUUGCAGUGGGUCUGAAAAUCCAGAGCUUCAGAUUCUGAACGAGCAGGAGGGGGAAAAUGCUAACUCUUGUGAUAAGACCAUUGUAUUACUUCUUAAAAACAAGUCAGUGCUAAUCCCUAAUGGUGCUACAGUUUCUGCCUCUUCCAUGGAAAACACACACGGUGAACUCCUGGGAAAAACACUGUGUCAGUGCUACCCAGACUGUGUUUCCAUUGCGGUGCAGAAAACCACAUCUCACAUAAAUGCCAUUAAUAGCCAGGCUACUAACGAGUUGUCCUGUGAGAUCACUCAGCCGUCGCAUACCUCAGGGCGGAUCGAGUCCCCACAGACCUUGCGCUCGGAGCUGCCCCCAGAGCCAGCGGCAGCAGUGGCCGAGGCCUGCGGGCCCGACGUUGCCAGUGACCCAGCUGCCGUGCUGGGCGCCUGUCCCUUUCAGGAACCGGAACAACCGCCACAACAAAACGCAGGUUUUGAGAUCUGCCCAUCUCCUGCAGAAAACGGCAACAUCCAAGGAACCGCAAAGCUAGUAUCUGGUGAAGAAUUCUGUUCAGGUUCCAGCAGCAAUUUGCAAGCUACUGGUGGCAGCUCUGAACAGUAUUUAAAGCAAAAUGAAAUGAAUGGUGCUUACUUCAAGCGAAGCUCAGUGUUCACUAAAGAUUCCCUCUCGGCCACUACCACACCACCACCACCACAACUGCUUCUUUCUCCCGCUCCUCCUCGCCCGCGGGUCCCUCAGCUUCCUUCAGAAGGAAGAAGCACUCUGAAUGAUGGAGUUUCACAAGAACACCAUCGAUACCCCAACCAAAGCAACGCGACUCUUUUAAGGGAAGUGAAAAUAGAGAGUCAACCCGAGGCACCACCAUCCCAGAGUCCUAACCCGUCUACACAUGGAUUGAACCCUUCUCUGGUGCCUUCAGAAAGGUCUCAGAAUAGCUUUGCUAACAAAAAUGACCUACGGACUCCAGGGACAUUGUGUUCUGAGAAAAUAAGACCAGCAUCAGAACACCUCAAGCAUAACCCCCUGGUCCUUGGCAGCGGCGGCGAUCUGCAGACCCCCUGCCGGCAGCUGGCGAGACACACAGAACAGGAGAUUCUGAGGGGUCGAGACCAGGAACAAAGGCGAGAUCUUGUGCUCCCCACACGGCACUAUCUGAAACCGGGAUGGAUUGAGCUGAGGACCCCGCACUUUCAUCAGGCAGAGUCCCAGCCGAAACACCACGAAGUGUCUCUGCCACCCACACUUCAGUGUCAGUCCAGCUCCUCCAAUCAAACGACCUCCGAACAAUACACUGGAAACGCCAGCAUGCCUGGGGCGCUCCCACGGCACGCUUACAUCCAUAAAACAGUACAGCUGGGGCAGAAGUCACAAAUGUACCAAGGUGAGAUGAGCCCAGGGCAAGGUACAGUGGACCAACAUCUCCAGCUCCAAAAACCCUCGCACCAGACACACUUCUCCAAAACAAACCCUGCACCCGAAGCUCACGUGCAGCCACUGUGUGCUUCGAGAUUUCACUUUCAACACAGAACAUAUUCCCAAGCUGAGAAACUCAUAUCCCCGUUUUUAAAACAGCACUUGAAUCGACAGCAGGCUUCAGAGACCGAGCCAUUCUCAGACUCACACCUUUCACAACAUAAGCCUCAUCAGCAGGCCGCACAAACACGGCUGCCCCAGAAUUCCCGUCUCCCUCAAAACCAGCAAGCGCAGCCAAAAUUACAAAUGAAGAAUAAAGAACAAAGGCUCCAGACUUUUCCUCAUCCCCAAAGCAACAAUGAUCAGCAAAGAGAAGGAUCCUUCUUUGGCCAGGUUAAAGUGGAAGAAUGUUUUCAUGGUGAAAAUCAGUAUUCAAAAUCAAGUGAGUUCCAGGCUCAUCAUGCUCAAAUGGGACUAGAGCGAGCACAAAAUAUGAACAGUCGAAAUUCCCCUUAUAGUCAAAUCUUGAAAUCAAGUGAAAAUAAAGGGCAGAUUCCUUGCUCAAACAGCACACAGCUAGUUCCAGAGAAUAGAGAACACACUAUACGUUCUCAGCUCUUUGUUGGAAACAAGACCCCAAACGUGCAUCACAUGCAAUAUUUCCCAAACAGCGUGACCCCAAAGCCAGAUGUUCUUCACAGGUGCUUUCGAGAACAAGAGCAGAAGCCUCAGCAAGCUUCAGUUCUACAGGAAUAUAAAAGUAGAAACCAAGAUGUGUCUAAUCAACAAGCUGCACAACUCACUCAGCAAAGGUACUUGACACAUAACCCAGCAAAUGCUUUCCCUGUGCUUGACCAGGGAGGAAGCCACAUUCAGACGUCCCCACAGAAGGACCUUCACAAGCAUGCUGCUCUGAGGUGGCACCUUUUACAGAAGCAGGAACUGCAACAGCAGCAAACACAGCAACCCCAGCCUGAGUCUGGCCAUCAGCAGGUGCCCAGACCAAUUAAGGUUGAACCUGGAUCCAAGCCCCAUGCCUGUAUGCACCCUGUGAGCACACAGCCAGAAAACAAAGUGUGGAAAAAGGUAGCAAAGCAAGAAAUUCCACCUCCAAGCUGUGAUAAUGUGCAGCAGAAGAGCAUUAUUGAGACCAUGGAGCAGCACCUGAAGCAGUUUCAGGUCAAAUCUUUAUUUGACCAUAAGGCUCUUGCUCUCAAAUCACAGAAGCAAGUAAAAGUUGAAAUGUCAGGGCCAGUCACAGUUCUAACCAGGCAAACCACUGCUGCAGAACUUGACGGCCCCACCCCAGCUUUAGAGCAGCAAGCAACUCCUUCUUCAGAAAAGACCCCAACCAAAAGAGCAGCUGGUUCUGUUCUCAAUAAUUUUUUAGAGUCACCUUCCAAAUUACUAGAUACUCCUAUAAAAAAUUUAUUGGAUACACCUGUCAAGACUCAAUAUGAUUUCCCAUCAUGCAGAUGUGUAGAGCAAAUUAUUGAAAAAGAUGAAGGUCCUUUUUAUACCCAUCUAGGAGCAGGUCCUAAUGUGGCAGCUAUUAGAGAAAUCAUGGAAGAAAGGUUUGGACAGAAGGGUAAAGCAAUUAGGAUUGAGAGAGUCGUCUAUACUGGUAAAGAAGGCAAGAGUUCUCAGGGAUGUCCCAUUGCUAAAUGGGUGGUGCGCAGGAGCUGCGGCGACGAGAAGCUGCUGUGCCUGGUGCGGGAGCGAGCCGGCCACACCUGCGCGGCCGCCGUCAUCGUGGUGCUCAUCCUGGUGUGGGAAGGCAUCCCGCGCGCUCUGGCCGACACCCUGUACGCGGAGCUCACCGAGACGCUGCGGAGGUGCGGCGCGCUCACCACCCGCCGGUGCGCCCUGAACGAAGAGAGAACCUGUGCCUGUCAGGGGCUGGACCCAGAAACCUGUGGUGCCUCAUUUUCUUUUGGCUGUUCCUGGAGCAUGUACUAUAAUGGAUGUAAGUUUGCCAGAAGCAAGAUCCCAAGGAAAUUUAAGCUGCUUGGGGAUGACCCAAAAGAGGAAGAGAAACUGGAGUCUCAUUUGCAAAACUUAUCCACUCUUAUGGCACCAACUUACAAGAAACUGGCGCCUGAUGCAUAUAAUAAUCAGAUUGAAUAUGAGCACAGAGCCCCGGAGUGCCGUCUGGGUCUGAAGGAAGGCCGUCCAUUCUCGGGUGUCACUGCGUGCCUGGACUUCUGCGCCCACGCCCACCGAGACCUGCACAACAUGCCGAACGGCAGCACGCUGGUGUGCACUCUCACUAGAGAAGACAAUCGAGAAAUUGGAGGGAAACCUGAGGACGAGCAGCUGCACGUUCUGCCUUUGUACAAAGUUUCUGAUGUGGAUGAGUUUGGGAGUCUAGAAGCUCAGGAGGAGAAAAAACGAAAUGGUGCCAUUCAGGUCCUGAGUUCUUUCCGACGGAAAGUCAGGAUGUUGGCAGAGCCGGUCAAGACCUGCCGACAAAGGAAACUAGAAGCCAAGAAAGCAGCUGCUGAAAAGCUUUCCUCUCUGGAGAACAGCUCAAAUAAGAACGAAAAGGAAAAGUCAGCCGCAGCACGCACAAAACAGACUGAAAAUGCAAGCCAGGCUAAACAGUUGGCAGAACUUCUGCGACCUUCAGGACCAGCCGUGCAGCCGCUGCAGAAGCAGCCCCCGCAGCCCCCGAGACCCCAGCAGCUCCAGCUGCCUGCGACUGGUCAUGCUCAGUCCGAGGCUGUCAACUCUUACGCUGCUUCUGGAUCCACCGGCCCAUACAUGCGAUGGCCCAACCCAGUUAGUCCUUAUCCCGGCUCUUCACACGCUGCUGCGGAUAUUUACGGGGGUGCCAGCUCUGUGAACCUCUAUUCCACCUCAUCCCACACCGCAGGUUCAUAUUUAAAUUCUUCUAACCCCAUGAACCCCUACCCUGGGCUUCUGAACCAGAAUAACCAAUAUCCGCCAUAUCAAUGCAACGGAAACGUGUCGGUGGACAACUGCUCCCCGUACCUGGGCCCCUAUUCUCCCCAGUCUCAGCCCAUGGGCCUGUACAGGUACCCAAGCCAGGACCGUCUCUCUAAGCUCAAUCUGCCCCCCAUCCACGCACUCUACCAGCCACGGUUUGGAAAUAGCCAGAGUUUUGCUUCUAAGUACUUGGGUUAUAGAAACCAGAAUAUGCAGGGAGAUGCCUUCAGCAGUUGUACAGUUAGACCGAACGUGCACCACGCAGGGACGUUCCCUCCUUAUCCCACCCACGAGUCGGACGGCCACUUCAUGGGGGCUGCCUCCAGGGCCCCUCCCAAUCUGAGCAGUGCAAACGUAGACUAUAGAAAUGGCGAGCAUCACCCGUCUUCUCAGCUGCCUCACAAGCACAGCGCAGCGCCGGGCGUGCGCGGCAGCCCUCUUCACGCCCUGCGUCCGCAGAGCAGGGACAGCGACUCGCUUCCCCACGCGGCGAAUGGGCUGUCCCAGGUGCUCCCGGCUCUCAGCCACGACGGCCCCGCCUGUGUCCAGGGCGGCGCGGCACAGAAACCGCACGAGGCUCCCGGCGCGCAAAAGCAGCCGCCGGCGCCGGAGGAGGAGGAGGUCUGGUCGGACAGCGAGCAGAGCUUCCUGGACCCCGACAUCGGCGGCGUGGCCGUGGCCCCCACGCACGGCUCCAUUCUCAUCGAGUGCGCCAAGCGCGAGCUGCACGCCACGACCCCGCUCAAGAACCCCAACAGGAACCGGCCCACCAGGAUCUCCCUGGUCUUCUACCAGCACAAGAGCAUGAACGAGCCCAAGCACGGCCUGGCCCUCUGGGAGGCCAAGAUGGCCGAGAAGGCCCGGGAGAAGGAGGAGGACGGCGAGAGGCACGGCGCGGACCACGCGCCUCCCAGGACGCACGGCAAGAAGGCGCGGCGCGAGCCCGCCGAGCCGCCCGAGCCCGCGCACCUGCGCUUCCUCCGGUCGCUGGCCGAGAGGACCGCGUCCCUGACCACCGACUCCACGGUGACCACGUCCCCGUACGCCUUCACGCGGGUCACAGGGCCUUACAACAGAUACACUUGACGCCGCCCUCGCCGGCUACCUCGGCGGGAACCCUCCGCUCACCAGCGAAACCGAGCGGUCGCACCGCAGCACUUAGUGUCCGCCACGCCCGCGGGCGGAGGGGCACCGGGAGAAAGACCAAAGCAUCCUAUGCAAAACGCAGGUAGGGAAAAAGUGUCCUGCAAUUACAUUUUUCAACACUGGUUCUAUUACUGGACGAGAUGGUAGGUAAAUGUGAUUCUUUUUCCCCCCUUACAACUCUACGCGUCUGUGACCACUUUGAACAAUACCGAGGUUGCAUAGUGAUGGAACGCAAAUCAGCAAGUGCUGGAGUAGUACAGGGACAGGAAUCCUAACUUACCAUCUGGUGCUGAAUACACGAUGUACUGAAAUACUGGAAUUAUGGCUUUUUAACAUGGCAGUUCUUACUGUAAUCUUAAUAUUAACUUUUAUUUAUCAGAAUAGCUACAGAAAAACAAAUGAAUAGCAGCAAAACACUGAAUUGUUUGGAUGUGCUAAGAAAUGGUGCUAAGAAAAUGGUGUCUUUAAUAGUUGAACAUUUAAUGCCUUUCUGUCAUCAGGACGCUGUCAGCGUCCUCCAGUGCCCUUGAAUGACGGGUACCUUUUCAUCCAAGCUUUUAUCGUAACGACCUAUUCUUACACAAGCUUAGUUUUUAAGAUGUGGACAUUUCAAAGGCCUCUGGAUUUUGGUCAUCCAGUGAAGUCCUUGCAGGACGAAAAACAUAUAUAUGUACAUAUAUACACAAACGUAUGUAUAUGUGCACACACGUAUAUGUAUAAAUAUUUUAAAUGGUGUUUUAGAAGCACUUUGUCUACCUAAGCUUUGACAACUUGAACCAUGCUAAGGUACUGAGACGUUUAAAAAAACAAGUUUACUUUCAUUUUAGAAUACAAAGUUGAUUUUUUUUAAUGAAACAACAAAAGCUUUUAAAAUAUUAUUGCUUUUAGCCAUGUAUCUGCUGAUGAGCAAUUGUGUCCAUUUUUAACACAGCCAGUUAAAUCCAAAACGGGGCUUGCUGGAUUAAGGGAAUACUUCAGUCCACAACACGCGUUUUCUGGUGCUCAUCUCACAUGUUAUACUGUAAAACAGUUUUAUACAAAAUUGUCUGACAAGUUCAUUGCUCAAAUAUGUAUAGUUUUAAGGAUUUUCUAUUAACUGCAGGUAAUCAUUAGCCGCAUGCUAUACUGACUCAACAAAGCUAGUUCACUUCAGCCUGUGCUGUUUUGUGGAUCUGUCUGCUCCUCAGAGAACUUUCUGGCAGCCUGUUUGUGUGGAUAAUUAUGUACAUUGUGUCAUUGUCAUUUCUUAGCGUAAGUGUCCUCUUUACUGGGCAGAUGGAGCAGACUGAUGCCUGCAUGAGAUUAAAACACAGGGUUAGUUCCACGUGAAUCUGUUGGUUAAAAAAGAAACAACAAAAAGAAAAACAGGCAGCUGGUUUGCUGUGGUGGUUUUAAAAUCAUUAAUUUGUAUAAAGACGUGAAAGAAUUGUAUAGUAAAUUAAAUUGUAAACAAAAACUUUUUUAACACAAUGCUUUAGUAUUUUAGUACUGUAAAAAAAAUUAAAUAUAUACACACAUUUAUACAGAUAGAGAUGGAUAUGGAUCUGAAGCGGAGCUCACAUCACGACGGUGCUACUCAUCCCGCCACAGAUGUGCGGUGAUGUGCGCUGGGAAUCCGUGACAGGCUCAAGUGGUGUUCCUAUUUGUCAUUUACCUCAACACUAGCUUGGCAAUAGGGUCUGGAGCUGAGGGUGAAAGCUCAUAGCAUCGUGUGUGCCAUCAUUUUUUCCAAGUCUUUUAUUAUUAUUAUUAUUAAAAACAUACCUUUUUUCAAUACUUGAUUUCUUAGCAAGUAUAACUUGAACUUCAACCUUUUUGUUCUAAAAAUUCAGGGAUAUUUCAGCUCAUGCUCUCCUUAUGCCAACAAUGUCACCUGUGUUCAUGUAAGAGUUUUGUAGGUUAAUAAAUAUAUUCUUUGUCAGGGAUUUAACCCUUUUAUUUUGAAUCCCUCCUAUUUUACUUGUAUAUGUACUGAUGUAACAAACUAAUUUUGUAAAUCUGUUGGCUCUUUUUAUUGUAAAGAAAAGCAUUUUAGAAGUUUGAGGAAUCUUUUGACUGUUUUAAGCAGGAAAAAAAUGCACUGAGCUGAUAAAGGGAAAAGGCAGGAGUUUGGCAAGUGGCUGUUGGCUAGAGUCUUAUCUCUCUAAAUAAAGCUUUGUUGAUCCUGUACUCAAAUACAGGUACAUACUCCAUGAGAACUUCCCCAAACAGGCAAAACACCUAGAGGUAUGGUGUACAGUGGACUGUACAAUUACCUUUUGGCCUAAGUACAUUUUAGCUUCCUAACAUUUCAAAUAAACUCUGCAUCAAAGGAGGCCUUUAGGUUUAAUUGGUCAAAUCUUUAUAAGAUGGAUUUUGUCCUUUAAAAAAAAAAAUGAGUGUUUGGCUGUGUCCAAUUUACAAACAUUUCACAAAAUGUUUUGCUUGCAAACAAACCACGGGAUUGUAAUGUUUUACAUAUACCAUAAUAUCGAACCUCAUAUAUUUGGUUUCUGUUAUCCACUGUCAUUUGUCAAACUGCUGGCCAAGAAAAGCAGGAAGUAUAGUUUGGGGGGUGAGGGAGAGACAAGGUCAGGAGGAGGAGAGGAAAGUGAGUGGCAAAACUGUAAAUAUCAGAUCUGUACUUGUAACUAUCAAACCUGCCUCAGUUAGGAUGAAUUGGGAAGCAGAGCUACGACUUGCUUAUAUAGGAAUAUCAGGUUGACUGUAUAGCCAUACUUGAAAAUGCUUCUGAGUGGUGUCAACUUUACUUGAAUGAAUUUUUCAUCUUGAUUGAUGCACAGUGAUGUACUGCUCACUUCUAAAGCUAGUGGUUAACUUGUGUAGGAAACUUUUGCAGUUUGACACUAAGAUAAGGAAUUUCUGUGUGCAUUUUUCUAUGCUUUAUUUUUUUAAGCUUAGUUUCAUUUCAUUUUCAUGAGAUGUUUGGUUUGUUUAUAAAAUCUGAGGAUGGUUAUAAAUACUGUAAGUAUUGUAAUGUUAUGAAUGCAGGUUAUUUGAAAGCUGUUUAUUAUUAUAUCAUUCCUGAUAACGCUAUGUGAGUGUUUUUAAUAAAAUUUAUAUUUAUUUAAUGCACUCUAA
Microcebus murinus (gray mouse lemur) is the source of this 9452-nucleotide messenger RNA. It is a transcript of the gene TET2, whose product is annotated as tet methylcytosine dioxygenase 2. Gene Ontology annotation, cellular component: nucleus. Gene Ontology annotation, biological process: positive regulation of transcription by RNA polymerase II; chromosomal 5-methylcytosine DNA demethylation, oxidation pathway; myeloid cell differentiation. NCBI's taxonomy places the organism in Eukaryota, Metazoa, Chordata, Mammalia, Primates, Cheirogaleidae. Gene Ontology annotation, molecular function: DNA 5-methylcytosine dioxygenase activity. The record is from RefSeq and is a predicted model, not a curated record.